ACAAAUAAUCCUCACCAACAUUGAUAAUUGGUUCAAAAUCAAUGUUAUAGACACACUUCAAGCCGUUUACAAUAACUAUCGGCUGUUGUCGAUGGUAAAAUAAGAAAUGAAUAUUUUUCACCAAGAAAAAAAACAAGCGACAAUCGCAAUAAUUGUUUUUUUUCGAAACGUCAGUAAGUUUGAUGAAAUGUCAAAGGAAUGUCUUCGUUAAAAGUGAUAAAAAAUCGUAUUCGUUCGGUGAGUAAUACGAAAAAAAUAACACAAACAAUGAGGCUUGUUUCGGCUGCGAAAUACGCUCGUGCGGAACGAGAGCUUCUAGCGGUCCGUCCAGCUGGUCAGAGUCCUCAAAGGUUUUUCGAGCUCGCAGAAAUUUUACCACCUGAAAAAAUCGAGUCUCAGCUAGUUAUAGCGCUUUCCGGUGAUCGUGGUCUUUGCGGGGCAAUUCAUUCUGGAAUUGCGAAGGCAAUCAGUGCUGUGAUGGAAAAAAAUCCCAAAACUCGGGAAUCUACGAAGCUCGUGUGCAUCGGUGAAAAAAAUCGCAUCAUUCUCUCACGAUUUUAUCCUGAAAAUAUUCUCUGGGUUGUCAACGAGGUUGGAAAAAAAUCUUUGACGUUCAUGGACGCGGGAAAAGCAGCUCACCAAAUUUUAAAAACUACGGAGGAAUUCAAGUUUUCACGUACACUUAUUUAUUAUAACAAAUUUGUGAAUGCGAGUGUUUACGCAGUAUCAACGACGGAUCUUUUCGAUCGAGAUGCAGUUCAAGCUGGAAUAAAAUUUCCCUUGUACGACGAGGUGGACGAUGACACGUUAACCUGUUGGCUUGAGUUUGGUCUCGUAACGUUAGUAUAUUGGAUGAUGAAAGAGGGCACAGCGAGUGAGCUCUCUGCCCGAAUGAUAGCGAUGGAAAAUGCUACGAAAAAUGCAUCGGAGAUGAUAAAAGAAUUGACGCUUUUGUACAAUCGCACGAGACAGGCGGUAAUAACGAAGGAACUGAUUGAAAUAAUCUCGGGAGCGAGCGCCGUCGAAAAACCGAACUGAAAUUAUUACGCUCGCUAAAUAUCAGUAUAGCCCCAUCGGAGAUUCAUCGUUGGUCAGCUUCUUCAAACGCAAGACAAAAAAAACAGAAUAUUCAUAGAUUUAAUGAGACGUGCAUCUGUUUCUAUGACUUUAUUAAAAUAUCAUUUUUAUACGCGUUCUCUUACAGGAUCGACGACGCAAUUAGUAUAUUUUAGCUUCAUUUUUUUCCAUUCUUUUUUCACGUUGAUAUCAUAUCAUCGGGAUCAAUCGUUUGAGCAUGCCUGGUCGUUAGAUAUAAUCGUGAAAUUUGGGGUGAAAAUCCCCUGGAGGCAAGUUUCAUCAGCUAAUUUUUGUUAUUGUUGGAAAAUGAAUUUUUAGCCGAAGAUAUAGCAGCUUUAAGUACGUUUGUGUGUAUACGCUUCAGGCACACUUUUUUGCUCUGUGAUGCACAUAAUGUAUAAUAAUAAAAUAAACUAAUAAUA
Messenger RNA from Venturia canescens, 1499 nucleotides. RefSeq names its product ATP synthase subunit gamma, mitochondrial-like (gene ATPsyngamma). The transcript is spliced from 2 exons. Bases 199 to 1038 code for a protein of 279 amino acids. Gene Ontology annotation, molecular function: proton-transporting ATP synthase activity, rotational mechanism. The record is from RefSeq and is a predicted model, not a curated record. Gene Ontology annotation, biological process: proton motive force-driven ATP synthesis. Lineage: Eukaryota; Metazoa; Arthropoda; Insecta; Hymenoptera; Ichneumonidae.